Molecule: messenger RNA, 2924 nt
Organism: Gigantopelta aegis
Lineage: Eukaryota; Metazoa; Mollusca; Gastropoda; Neomphalida; Peltospiridae
Product: origin recognition complex subunit 5-like
Exons: 15
Coding region: 134-1492 (452 amino acids)
Biological process (GO): DNA replication initiation; DNA replication
Cellular component (GO): nucleus; nuclear origin of replication recognition complex
Molecular function (GO): DNA replication origin binding
Source: RefSeq, a predicted model, not a curated record
GUGAAUGGUUGGCGGGAAAACUGAACAAACACAUGGUUGGGCCUUGUUUACAGCAGAAUGUCAUUCAUGGUUCAUUGAUUCUGUUGUUUUUAGAUGUUAAUGAGAGCAGUACCUUUACUCUAGAUCCGGUACAAUGACUGAUAAUGGUGUGUACUGUUGGGGGUACAGCCCCGAGGUCCUACGCAAGAUACAGUCGAAGACGCCUUGUAGAAAACCACAAAUACAGGCACUUCUACAGCUCUUCGGUGAGAGGCAUCACAGUACGAUCCCAAGUCUAUUUCUGUAUGGCCACACUGCCACUGGGAAAUCCUAUGUCAUCAACACCUUAUUAACAGAUCUUCAGUUGCCUCAUGUGCGUGUGAACUGUGUGGAGUGUUAUAACCCCCGGUUUCUGUACGAACACAUUCUGAACAACCUUCCCGAUGGCAAGGAUGAUGAUGACGAUGUCACAUUGACCUGCGACAAUAUGAACGACUUCGUCCGCAUGCUCGGCCAACUGGUUCACAACAGAAAACUCAACAUUGAGACUCUGUAUCUGGUACUUGAUAAAGCUGAAAGACUCCGGGAAAUGGAUGCGAACAUCUUGUCUGCACUUUUGCGGCUACAAGAGUUAAGUGAACUGAAUAUCUGUGUAAUUCUGGUCACUGAAAUUGUGUGGGAGAAGUUUCGGACAGGCACCGGUGUGUGUGAGCCAUAUAUUCUACACUUCCCAGACUAUAAUAUAGAUGAACUUACAGAGGUUAUGUCUCUCGACUGCCCCGUUAAAUACCGUAAAGAUUUCUUCAUGAACUACGUCAGUUUGGUUUUGUCUGUCUUCCACCUGGUGUGUCGUGACCUUCAAGAACUCCGACAUAUAGCCCUGUUAAAUUUUAGCAAAUAUGUUGAACCCAUUGAAAAUGGCGAAGCUAAAAUUGAACAUUUCAGAAAAUUAUGGAAGAAUAUAGAACCUCAUCUGAAAAAAUCUCUACAGACAAUCUACUUACGGGAAAUUUCUAGUUCUCAGUGGGAGAGGCUUCAAAACGAACAGUUGAAAGACUCAGGAAAUGCACAGAGUUCAGUGAUGUCAACACGAUCUCAUGUUGAACUACCUUACUACAGCAAGUACCUUCUGAUAGCUGCAUACCUGGCAUCAUACAACCCGGUCAAGUCGGACCGCAGGCUGUUUGUCAAGCAUACAGCAAAGACAUACAGGAAGCAGAAAGCAGUGAAGAAGGCCGAGAAAUCAAGCAAUCAUUUAUUAGGACCGAAACCUUUCCCCUUGGAUAGACUGUUUGCCAUUUUCUACUCCAUUGUGGAAGGCAGAGUAGCACCGACAGCUCAUAUUUACUCUCAGAUUACCUCCCUUGUCAGUCUUCACCUGCUUGGCCCAGCAGGCAGUGAUGAUCAGAUAGACAUGCCAAAGUACAAAUGUCUGGUUUCUCUCGACUUCAUCAGAUCCGUUUCCAGGACGGUGAACUUUGAUGUGAUGCGAUAUCUGUAUGACUUCAUGUGAAUUGUCCAACCAGUCCUCAAGGUUAUGGCAUGUGCUAUCCUGUGUAGAACAGUUCUUAUAAGAAAACCCUUGAUGUUAUUGGGAAAGAGUAUCCUAUGAUGAUGACAACAGAUCUCUUCUAUACCAUUCUAGACCAUACCAUUCUAGACCAUACACCGUCACUAAACACAUAUUCUUUUAUGUGAAUGGAUUUUUGAUGCAGCAGGGGCCUGUUUCACAAAACAUCGUACGUUUACGCCUGUGACUAGCAGUUAUACCGGACAUACAUUUACACGUGUUUGACAUCUAUUUCACACACAAAAUUACAUUAUUACGGAAGAUGGAGCAUUUUAAGGACAACAGAAAAUGACAUAUGUGUACUUAGAACUAUAUUUGUUGUACUGUAAUAGUAAUAAAAAUUGUGAUUUUGUCGUUUACGUGCAAAACUAGGCUUACGAUGUUUUGUGAAAUUGGGCCCUGGUUAGAAAAGAAAGGAAUAAUUUUAUACUGCUCUAUCCCUAUACUGCGAUACUGCCAUGGGCAAUAUCAAGACAAGCUGAAAAUCACUCUCCUGAAAUGAUGAUAGGUGAGCAGUCACAUGAUGUUUCAAGUAAAAAUUAUAAAAAAUGUAUUGCCGCUCUCCUAAAACUUUCCAAGUGGGAGUGAAGGGGAGCUCGAGUGAUCACUCGCCAUUCCUGGCAAUGACUGGUACUAAUUCUUUAUUGCUGAAAAAACAGCGAUACUAACAUUGUCCGGGGACAAACUGUUGUUAAACCUAAUUAUUUUACACAUGGACAGAAGACCUGCAUACAGUAUUAACAUCUGUCACUGUUUCAGGCAAGUAAAGACAGAUGACUUGCAUAUGGUAUUUUACUCUGUCGUUGUUUUGGGCAAGUAAAGUUUAUGAAUGAUUCGUUGGUAAGCCGAUAAUAUAAGGGAAAAACAAGGAUUUCAAUCAAGUUAAUUUUGUUCACUAAUGCACUCGGUGUAACUGAUGUUAGCUAGAAUGUGUUUCUGCAUCAUUUUUUUUUUUUAAUUAUUGUGUGUGCGCGUGUACAUGCAGAUGCAUAUUUGUGUACAUGAAUGCUCAUAUGUGAGUAUGAGUGUGUGUGUGUACAUGCUUGUGUGUGUGUGUGUGUGUUUGUAUGUAUGUAUGUGUGUGCAUGCAUGUCUGCUCGUGUGUGUUUGUGUGUGUUUGUAUGUAUGUGUGUGUGUUUGUAUGUAUGUGUGUUUGUGUGUAUGUGUGUGCAUGCAUUUCUGCUCGUGUGUGUGUGUGUUUAUAUGUAUGUGUGUGUGCAGGCAUGUCUGCUCGUGUGUGUGUGUGUGCAUGCGUACGCACAUGUGUAUGUCAUGGUUUUAUGAGUUUUGUCUGUAGCAUCUUGGAAUAUUAUCUCUGUCUGUACAUCUUGUGACCACAAAUAAAACAUAUUUUUGCAAUAAACAUCACGAUAAG